Sinocyclocheilus rhinocerous is the source of this 1908-nucleotide messenger RNA. RefSeq names its product cAMP-regulated phosphoprotein 21-like. Gene Ontology annotation, molecular function: nucleic acid binding. NCBI's taxonomy places the organism in Eukaryota, Metazoa, Chordata, Actinopteri, Cypriniformes, Cyprinidae. The record is from RefSeq and is a predicted model, not a curated record. The coding region runs from base 396 to 1892 and encodes 498 amino acids. The transcript has 16 exons.
UGUCGAUGCUGUGAAGCGAUUGGCUCGCGAUCGCAAAUAGACUGCUGUGAUUGGCCCAACCGAGCUGUCCAUCAAAGCGUUCCACGCCGCUCUCUUCAGCGGUCGUUCUCUCAGCGGGAACCCAAAUGUUUCCUCACUGAAUGACAACAAACACUCCCAAAAUAUAAGCGUUACCGUCCACAAACGACACACUGUAACGGAACAGGCUCCUGAAGGACAUGAGCGUGCCGGCAGCCCACGCUGCAGUGAUCGGGCUCCGGGGCCGGUGAAGGGGACAUGGGCACAUGCGACGCCACGCUCCGCAGCGCCACUGAAGCCACGAGGGUUCGGUCUUCACGCUGCGCAGCAGAACACCGGCUCCAGCUCUCGGUCGGCACUCCAGGUAGCCGUGUCUGAUGAAGAUGUCUGAUUCUGUCGGAGAGACUGUGAGAGCUCUGGAUGAGAACCGCUCGAGCGCAGACGAACGCCAGCUCGACACGCCACAGAGCCGCAUGCACGAGGAGAACUGCAGCGACGACACGACUCAGACGCAGCGGCAAACACUCGGACCAGGCGCUAAAAGACCCAAGUCGAACGCAAAGGUAAAGUUAGUUCGGAGCCUGGCCAUUUGUGAAGAACCCUGUCCUUCCACGAUUACCACACAACUGCCUCAAGAUCAGCAGGAUGGAGAUCAUAUUAAACUCUCGCAGACGUUUGACAAAGAAGAAUCGCCUCUUACUGCAGACGAGGAUGAUGCAGACAGAAGUGCCAACAAGCUGGAGAAAAUGCCACGCAAGAUGCUGUCCAGAGAUUCUAGUCAGGAAUACAAGGACUCCACUGGCAUCGACCUGCACGGGUUCCUGGUGAACACGCUGAAGAACAAUCCCAGGGACCGAAUGAUGCUGCUGAAGCUGGAGCAGGACAUCCUCGACUUCAUCAGUAAUAACGAGCGAGAGGAGGAAUAUCAGAGAGCAAGAGAGAGGAUCUUCGCUGAUGGUUUAGACACCUUCCCGCUGGAUAAAAGGAUUCAAGAGGACGAGGUGUGUAACAGCGUCCAGCAGAGACGGCAGAUCUUCAGGCUGAAGGACAGUCAGUCGGGGAACAGCCUCCAAAGCAGCUCUGAGAACGAGGCCAGGUAUUCAGAGCCGCGGCCGUGGAGCAGCACCGAUUCGGACAGCUCCAACCUCAACCUGAAGCCCGCCAUGACCAAAGCCAGCAGCUUCAGCGGCAUCCCGGUCCUGAUCCGCGGAGACAGCUCCAGCAGCAGCAAGAGCGCGGGGCGGCUCUCAAACACAGGUUCUGACUCUUGUAGUAGCGUAGGUUCGUCCACGGGGUCGCUCUCUCGAUCCCAGCCUCCUCCAGCCGCCGCGGCUCUAACGCAGCCUAUGGCCUUCCCCACUGUCAGCUACGAGCCGCCAGCGUCCACGGCUAGCGCUAGCUACUAUCUGCUUCCGCUGGAAGCCGCGGGGAUACCGGCCGGAAGUAUCCUGGUCAACCCGCACACAGGUCAGCCGUUUCUGAACCCCGACGGCAGUGCUGUCGUCUACAGUCCCAGCGUGACCUCACAGGCCUCCAGAUGUCAAUCAUCCGUAGCUCCGCCUCCAGCCGCUCAGCCCACCAAUCACGUCAUGGCACAGCCUCUCUGGUCUGUCCAGCACCCGCCGCUGUCUUACCCACCGGUCCAGCCGUUCACUGUGCAGGAUAAUCUGAGCGCUCAGUUCGGUCACAUGAUGCUGGUCCAGCAGGCCUCGGGUGACGGCCGUGACGCUCAUGCAGGCGUUUAUCCGCCGCCUCCACCGCCGCUGCAUCAGACCGGAUACGUGAUGCCCUCGCCGGGACAAACUGUGGCCAACCCCGCGUUUCCCGCGCCCACCGUCAGCCAGCAGCAGAGCUUCAUGCAGCAGCAGGUGUGAGACACAUCAAUCAUCA